AUGGAGUCCAACGAACGUGGCUUCUCUACCGGGGCGGCCAUUAGAGCCUAUCUCCCAGCUUUCCUCAUAGUCGCCGUAAUUCUUCAUCUACUCCGUAAUAAGUAUCGCCCAGUAUUACGAGACAUCCCAGGCCCUACUAUUGCGGCAUAUACGAAACUCUGGCGACUCUACGAUGUCCGUCAAGGCCAAGCACACCGCACAGCCAUUGAGCUGCACCGCAAAUACGGUCCACUGGUGCGGAUUGGGCCCAAUCACGUAUCUGUCGCGGAUUCCAAAGAGAUAGCGAACAUCUACGGUUUAAAAACAGGGUUCACCAAGGUGGCUGUUACUGAAAGUGUGUGGACCGGAUUCUACCCGAUCCAAUGCAUUAGCUGGCAGAAGAAGCCGCAGAUGAACUUGUUUUCGACCCGCGAUGAGCAGUAUCAUCGGGAGCAGAAGCGGCCGAUCGCCAGUGCGUACAGCAUGACAUCCUUGCUUGCGAAAGAGGAUGCUGUAGAUUCGUGUUCCUUGCUGUUCAUGCAUAAGCUCGGCGAGUUCGCGACGCAGAAGAAACCAGUCGAUCUUGGAGCUUGGCUGCAGUACUACGCUUUCGACGUAGUGGGCGAGUUCUCGUUUGCACAGAAGCUUGGGUUCCUGGAGCAAGGAGCGGACGUGGAUGAUAUGAUGAAGAGUAUAGAGGGCAUGCUGGUCUACGCCAGCCAAUGUGGCCAAGUCCCAGAGAUGCACCCAGUGCUCCUCGGCAACCCGCUCUUCCCGAUCCUCUUGCCGGCGAUGGAGACAUGGAACCAAGUCCUAAAUUUCACCCUCAAGGCCGUCAACUCCGUAAACAAGAAAGGCAAACUCGACCGGGACGGCGAGCUCGACGCCGCAGCCCUCGAAGCACAAGGCGACAUGCUCUCGCGCUGGUCCUUCAUCAAGCUCUCGGAUCCAACCAAAAUGAGCACCCGCGACAUAAUCGUGCACCUCUCGACCAACGUCUUCGCCGGUUCCGACACCACAGCAAUAGCACUGCGGGCAAUCAUCUACUUCCUGAUCCGCAACCCCUCCACCAUGCGCAAGCUCGUCUCUCAAAUCGACGAAGCCGACAAAGCAGGCAAGCUAAGCCACCCCAUCAGCUACAAAGAAGCCACGACGCACCUGCCCUACCUGGACGCCGUGAUCAAGGAAGCCAUGCGGCUGCACCCGAGCGUCGGCCUGCUCCUCGAGCGGCACGUCCCGCCCGGCGGGGCCCAGAUCUGCGGGCGCCAUAUCCCCGGUGGCACGAUCGUAGGUAUCAACGCAUGGGUGCUGCAGCAUGACCCCGCUGUCUUCGAGGACCCGGAGGAGUUUAGGCCGGAGCGUUGGAUUGAAGCGUCGAAGGAGAAGCUGAGGGAGAUGGAGCAGAGUUUCUUUGCGUUUGGGGCGGGGACGAGGACGUGUAUUGGGAAGAAUAUUAGUCUGAUGGAGAUGAGUAAGGUGGUGCCGCAGUUGCUGCGGGAGUUUGAGGUCAGGCUGACGGAGCCGGAGAAGGAGUGGAGAGUCAAGAACGUGUGGUUUGUACAGCAGGAGGGGCUGAUUUGUGAUCUCAUAAAGAGGCGGUGA
Messenger RNA from Coniosporium apollinis CBS 100218, 1581 nucleotides. RefSeq names its product cytochrome P450 oxidoreductase. The record is from RefSeq and is a predicted model, not a curated record. NCBI's taxonomy places the organism in Eukaryota, Fungi, Ascomycota, Dothideomycetes. The transcript has 3 exons. Bases 1 to 1581 code for a protein of 526 amino acids. Gene Ontology annotation, molecular function: monooxygenase activity; oxidoreductase activity, acting on paired donors, with incorporation or reduction of molecular oxygen; iron ion binding.